This is a messenger RNA of Mollisia scopiformis, 1320 nucleotides long. Its product is annotated as MFS general substrate transporter. The record is from RefSeq and is a predicted model, not a curated record. Lineage: Eukaryota; Fungi; Ascomycota; Leotiomycetes; Helotiales; Mollisiaceae. Gene Ontology annotation, cellular component: fungal-type vacuole membrane. Gene Ontology annotation, biological process: transmembrane transport. The transcript is spliced from 2 exons. The coding region runs from base 1 to 1320 and encodes 439 amino acids. Gene Ontology annotation, molecular function: transmembrane transporter activity.
AUGAUAGAAACAGCAUGGGGAGGCGUUCCGCAUGCCGUCGUCCCUCUCCAUGAACCUUCCAACGAGAAGGUCACAAAUGUCGGUGAUAUAGCACCACAAACAGCAUCUUCUUUGGAAGCUCCUCGUGAAUCAUCGGCGUCAGUCAGCGCUGAAUAUGAGCAUGUCUACCCUGAAGGUGGAGCGCGUGCUUGGCUCGUGGUCUUUGGAUCUUGGUGCGCUAUGUUUGCAUCACUCGGCAUAGCCAACACAUUGGCUUCCUUUCAAGCCUAUUUGUCCAAGAAUCAACUUUCUGGUUAUAGCCCCGGGCAGAUUGGAUGGAUAUUCUCGAUUUACACCUUUUUGUCAUUUGCUUGUGGCAUAUACAUUGGUCCUCUGUUUGAUGUGUAUGGCCCUCGAUGGCUCAUUGUUCCAGGCAGUGUCUGUGUGGUACUGAGUAUGCUGUUACUGGGAGUCUGUACAGCUCUCCUAUUUACGCCGUCCGUUGCAGCCGUUGGCCACUUUUUCAACAGAAGACGUGGCACCACGACCGGAAUUGCAACGGGUGGAGGAGCUGUAGGAGGGGUCGUAUUUCCCCUCCUCCUGGAAUCACUUAUUCCACAGGUCGGAUUGGCCUGGGCAACACGCAUAAUGGGCUUUGUCAUCCUCUGCCUUUCCAUGAUCGGCAUUCUCCUCAUCAAAUCCAACCUUCCACCAUCCCGUACCGCAAAAUCGCCACAUCCAGAUUUCCGAAUUUUAGCACAACCCGCGUUCUUCUUCACCGUCAUGGGUAGCUUCCUAAUGGAAUGGGCCCUCUUCGUUCCGUUGACUUACAUUACCUCGUACGCUCUUCACGCGGGAUUCAAUACUCCUUUCUCGUAUCAAAUCCUGCCUAUUCUAUCUGCUGGUUCUGUCUUUGGUCGCUUCUUUCCUGGCCUCUACUCCGACUUCAUUGGGCGCUUCAACCUCAUUCUUCUCUGCACCAUUCUGACCAUAAUCUCCAUAUUCGCUAUCUGGCUGCCAUUCGGGACAACGACGCCGGGGAUUGUGGUGUUCGCGGUGCUGUUUGGCUUUAGUAGUGGGAGCAACAUUAGCUUGACGCCAGUAUGUGUUGGGCAGUUGUGCAAAGUAGAGGAGUAUGGGAGGUAUUAUGCUACUUGUUACACCAUCGUCAGUUUUGGUUGCUUGACAGGAGUUCCCAUUGCAGGAAGUAUUGUGCAAGCUUGUGGGGGAAGUUAUUGGGGACUGAUUGUCUUUACUGGAGGGUGCUACGUUGGAGCGUUUGUUGCAUUUGCUAUAGCGAGGGGGCUUGGUGGUGGUUGGAGAGUCAUGAUGAAGUAUUGA